Molecule: messenger RNA, 2115 nt
Organism: Alligator mississippiensis (American alligator)
Lineage: Eukaryota; Metazoa; Chordata; Crocodylia; Alligatoridae
Gene: TMEM230
Product: transmembrane protein 230
Exons: 4
Coding region: 581-943 (120 amino acids)
Biological process (GO): synaptic vesicle transport
Cellular component (GO): endomembrane system; synaptic vesicle
Source: RefSeq, a predicted model, not a curated record
AAAGGAAUGCUUGCAAGUUCUGCUGAAUGCCCCAGAAAUUCUCCCUGCAGAUGGAGGAAGCUGGAUUUGGGGACCAACCUUCUUUUUUGGUCACUUGUAACCAGAGCACCUCAAAGAACAUGAUGUUGAACCUAGUAGAUCUCGGCAAAGCAUUUUAGCUUCAACCAAGUGUCAUCCUGUCUGUUGUAUUUGUACUGUCCCGGUGCAUAAGGGUGCAUAUCCCAAAGCAGAGAACACUGGGCAGCUUGCUUUCUAGGUCCACACUGAAGGAAGGGCGGAGGUGGAGAAAUAACACAGAUGAGGGAAAGAGAGCCAAACUUUUAAAGGACAUGGACUUGGGGUGGACAGGACUCCAGGAGAUCAUCCUUUUCCCUGCUCUGUAUUCAUCACUUGGAGGCAAAUUUGCAUCCUUCUCCGGACCUCCCUUUACACACCUGUGAGAGAGGGAUUUUGUUGACCCAUCAGCUGCACUUAGAAAGCACUUGGAAAUCUGCUUGAGCCAUGCAAGUGUUGAGCCUCAUUUUUAUUGAGUCAAGAGGUUACUAAUGCAGGUUCUAGCUGAGGACACGGCCUUCUUGUUAUGAUGCCUUCACGUACGAAUCUAGCUGCUGGGAUCCCCAGUAGCAAAGUGAAGUAUUCCAAGCUCUCCAGCACUGAUGAAGGUUACAUUGACCUGCAGUUCAAGAAGAGCCCGCCAAAAAUCCCUUACAAGGCAAUUGCACUUGCCACAGUGCUGUUCAUGAUUGGGACACUUCUCAUUGUCAUAGGAGCCCUCCUGCUUGCAGGAUACAUUAGCAAAGGAGGCACUGACCGAGCCAUCCCUGUGUUGAUCAUUGGGAUCCUGGUGUUUCUACCAGGCUUUUAUCACUUGCGCAUUGCUUACUAUGCUUCCAAAGGCUACCGGGGCUACUCUUAUGAUGACAUCCCAGAUUUUGAUGACUAAUGCGCACCAUGGAGAAAAGGAGUCUGGAUCGCGUUGUCCCCAUUUCUGUGAUAAGUGCUGUUAGUCACCACCCUGAACCUGGAUAUUUAAGGCAAAACAUGUAAGAACUUAAACAAAGUAGAUGUAUCCUAGGAUGCAGUUUCCUGGCCCUGUAAAUGUUUUAUUAAAUAACUGCCAGAUUUUUUUUUUUUCUCGAGUUACAGGGAGAUUGACAGCUACAUUAGGUAAAGCAGAAAAUAAGAUUCCUUGUUCCUGUCGAGAAAUUCUAGGGCAGGGCACAUAUAGCAAUUUCCCAUAAAACAGAUGAGACACACAGUUUGAGGGUGGUUAAAAAAAAAAAAAAUUGUGACUUAAUCUAAAUGUAUCACUAUUUCCAGCAGAGUGUAUUUUAUCUUUCAAAUAGAGCAAAAUUAUAGCAGGGACUUUUUAUCAUAAACAAUAUUUAUAGAUCCAGUUUCUUGUUGCUGUAAACUCAGGAAAACAAUUCCAACAUAUCCCCUGGUUUGCAUCUGGAAUAUUGACCUAUCUGCUAGCCUUAAGCAAAUAAGGAAAAAAAUGGGUCCAUGUGUUGUGAUUUCUGUGGAGUGUAUUUUCUGCACCACAGCUGUCAGUUUGAGAGCCACUUACCUAGCUUCAACAUUCCUCCCAAGAAAGCUGUUUCCCCUCAUACCAAUAGUUUUGACCAAUUAUACUUGUUGUCUAAUAUAUAAUAAGAUAUAUUAUUUGGCUCGUUAACCAUUUUAAAGAUCCUCUAUGGCAGGAGAGGAUGAAAAAUUACCGUUUAGGUCCCAAAUUCCCUGUCUCCUAACAUGGUUCUGAAUGCUGGUGACCAUUAGGGAAGUUGAGCUCCCAGUUUUUUGUAUUAUGUAUUAUGGAUCUAUCUGUUUAUGAGUACUUGGGGGCAUUUUAUCUUAGCAGUAGAAGCUGGUGUAUGUGGUACCCUAGCCAGGUGCAAAGCAAUUCUGUAUCUGACAAGUUCAGUGUGCAUCGCUUUGUUAGGGUAUUCUGGGAAGUCAGACAAGUAGCUUCCAGUUUGCUGAUGUAUAACAUCUAGUUAGUGUCUGGAGUGUCAAGUACCUCAGACUGUUUGUGAGGAGCAAAUAUGCAAUGAGAAAUUGUUCUGUUAAACUCAAGCAUCUGCAUUUAAUAGAAAUAAAGCUGACUAUAUAGUA